CACCUAACAUAGUACAUACCCUAGGUACCGUAGGCCUUCUCCAAAUUUCCAAUUCAUGAAUUGAAGCUACGCAACUUUUCAACUUUUCUUCCUCCGAGCUUUUCUUUCCCUUUCCCUUUUAAUCCCAACAAACUUUUCCUCUUCCCUUUUUCUUCUUCUUCUUACAGCCUCGGUCAAAUCCCUCCCUCCCUCUCUCUCUCUCUUGCGUCUUGCCCAGCAUGGUGGCCCUCCAUUAUUCUGUCCUUGCCGCUUUGGCUCUUCGUGUCGUCUCCGUCUUUGCUGCUGCUGAGGCAGUUGCUGAAUCUCCUCUUUCCGACAAUACCAGUAGCCCUCCUAAGGUCGAGUUACAGGCUGAAGUUGUGGCCACCUUCCCCGAGGCGGACGACAUCUUUGGCGUGAAGCUUGUCAACGGCCGUCCAACUAAGGCUGUGAUUGAUGUGACCAACAAUGAAGAUGAACCUAUCGUGGUUUCCUUUGUGGGCGGCCAGCUCGUCAAAAACAAGCCCUUAACUCCGGAGGAGGACCCCAUAUCCCAUGUCGUGCGCAACUUGACUACCGUCCGCUACGAGGCUACUAUCCCGGCUGGCGACAAACAGUCGCUUCCUUACUCCUUCGUGCUGGAUAUGCUACCACAGGAUGUGCGCCUACAACUUAUGGCUGUUGUCAGCAAUUCGGACAAGCAGGUCUUCCAAGUUGCCGUCUACGACCAGACUGUCAGCAUUGUUGAGGCUCCCACUAGCAUUUUCGACCCCCAGAUCAUCUUCCUAUAUGCCUUCCUCAGCGCCGCCUUUGCUGGCACGUGCUACUUCGUCUACAAGACCUACAUCGAGGCUCUGUUCCCCCAGACCAAGCGGGCUCCCAGUGCAAAGUCUGGCAAGAAGGGCCGUGCUGCUGCACCCGCUGCUGAGAAGGAACCCCUCUCAGGAGGCGAAAGCUCUGCGACCGGCACAGACAAGGGCUAUGAUGAGAGCUGGAUCCCCUCCGACCACCUUAACCGCCCUACUGCGCGCCGCGGCAAGAGCGGUGCCAGCAACAAGACCAAGUCCAAAGCUUCUGAUUAGAAGAAGCUAGCCGCAUAGGAAGACCCUCUCACUAAAGCUGUCUACGGCCUGUUGAUAGGCAUUAUGUGGUACGCGUUAGGAUAAUGGAAAGGGUAGGGUAGGGGGAUAUUCCAUUCGUCGUUACGAGGGUUGGAAAGGAAAAGGGUGUAUUAAAUUACGGCAAGGGAAAAAAAAUCAAAGUUAAUAAAAGUAAAGCAAAAAGCAUAGUAUGUGUAUAAUGUUCACUUGCCUACCAAAACCCAUGUACAUGAAUCGGACUGGCACGAUGAGUUCUGAACCGUCAAUUCUAAAUGGGAAAGGACAUCUAUGCCAGACAUACUUGAAUCCCGCCCUUUCAAAGCAUACAAGGUGGCCAGCAGGUGCUUCUUCUCUACAUGUCACAACUCCUAAAUACUACGCCACCAUAUACGAGAGUAUCUCUAGACCUUGCCCCGAAAUGCAUUUCUAAAGUCCUAUGAGCAAGCUUGACAAUGUCAAUUGAUCCAGGUAGGGAUACAGUACAUGUUAUAUUAGUAU
Molecule: messenger RNA, 1577 nt
Organism: Daldinia caldariorum
Lineage: Eukaryota; Fungi; Ascomycota; Sordariomycetes; Xylariales; Hypoxylaceae
Exons: 3
Coding region: 219-1061 (280 amino acids)
Cellular component (GO): endoplasmic reticulum membrane; endoplasmic reticulum
Source: RefSeq, a predicted model, not a curated record